CCUCCCUCCUCCUCCCGCCCACAAUGCCUCCCAAGCGCAUGACCGCAAAUCCCAUCAAACCCUCCCGCCACCGCGCCGGCAAGCCCACUGGCGCCGACUCCUCCUCCUCCUCAGACUCCGACGCCAGCGACGCCGACGAACCCAUCGCCCCCGUUGCCGUCGCGCCUCCCCCCAAAGCCCUCAGCGCAGGCAAGAUCAUCAGCAACCUGAACAAGGUCGACCUCGACUCGCGCCGUAAAGAUGCGGAAGCCGCCGAGGCGCGUCGCAUCGCCGCGCAGAAGGCGGAGCGGCUAGCCGCCGAACAAGGCUUCGUCACCGAGGAAGAAGAAGAAGAAGGAGAAGAAGAGGAAGAAGAGUCAGAUGAUGAAAGCGGCUCAGAAGAAGAGGAAAGCAGUGAAGAAUCAGAAUCAGAAGAAGAAGCGCCAAGGAGAUUAAUGAUGCGACCCAAAUUCAUACCCAAAAGCCAACGCUCCGGCGGCAAGAACCCCGACGCCGACGCCGCCGCCGAAGCCGCCCGCCAAGCGGCAGAAGAAGAAGCCCGCAAAAAGGCCGCCGCCGACGAGCUCGUCGAGGAACAGAUAAAAAAGGAUUUGGCCGCGCGCGCCGCCGGCAAGAAGCACUGGGACGACGAGGACGACUCGGGCUCCGACGUCGACACCACGGACGGGCUGGACCCCGAGGCCGAAGAGGCCGCGUGGCGCGUGCGCGAGCUCAAGCGCCUGCGGCGCGCGCGCCAGGCCAUUGAGGAGCGCGAGAGGGAGCUCGCCGAGGUGGAGCGCCGCCGGAACCUGACCGAGGAGGAGCGCGCCGCCGAGGACGAGGCCUUCCUCGCCAGGCAGCGCGAGGAGAAGGAGGGCAAGGGCAAGAUGGCGUACAUGCAAAAGUACUACCACCGGGGCGCCUUCUUCCAGGAGGAGACGGCCGCCGCGGGCCUGCUGCAGCGGGACAUCAUGGGCUCGCGCAUCCAGGACGAUGUGCGCAACCGCGAGGCCCUGCCCGAGUAUCUGCAGAGGCGGGACAUGACGAAGCUGGGCAAGAAGGGCGCGACAAAGUACAAGGAUAUGCGGACCGAGGACACGGGGCGGUGGGGAGCGUUUGAUGGCGAUAGGAGGAGGGGAGAGCGCCGAAAGAGGAGCACGUCUCGGGAAAUGGAUCGGUAUGAUGGCGACAAGAGGCGCAAGGUUGACAGUGGGGAGUGA
This is a messenger RNA of Trichoderma reesei QM6a, 1199 nucleotides long. RefSeq lists its product as uncharacterized. The transcript is spliced from 2 exons. Gene Ontology annotation, cellular component: U2-type spliceosomal complex. Gene Ontology annotation, molecular function: RNA binding. The record is from RefSeq and is a predicted model, not a curated record. NCBI's taxonomy places the organism in Eukaryota, Fungi, Ascomycota, Sordariomycetes, Hypocreales, Hypocreaceae. Gene Ontology annotation, biological process: mRNA splicing, via spliceosome. The coding region runs from base 24 to 1199 and encodes 391 amino acids.